Messenger RNA from Tripterygium wilfordii, 1431 nucleotides. RefSeq names its product glycosyltransferase BC10-like. Gene Ontology annotation, molecular function: glycosyltransferase activity. NCBI's taxonomy places the organism in Eukaryota, Viridiplantae, Streptophyta, Magnoliopsida, Celastrales, Celastraceae. The record is from RefSeq and is a predicted model, not a curated record. The transcript is spliced from 11 exons. The coding region runs from base 119 to 1093 and encodes 324 amino acids. Gene Ontology annotation, cellular component: membrane.
UUAGUGUCUUCAUCAUCAUAAAGGUGGAGAAAACGCGAAGUGAGUCACCCAGUUGCCAUUCACCCACUAGUUCGCUCAGUUUUAAAUGCUCUCCUCUGUCCCUUUUCAAUGAAGGACCAUGUCGAAGAAACCUCCACCGCCAUUCUUGCGGCGCCACGUCAUCUGGCUCGGCUGGAGGACCCUGUUCGCUCUCACCGUCACGAAUGCUGACGUGGCGAAUUUCUCGAUUUAUGUACACUCAACUCCUGGGUUUCUGUUCGAUGAGUCUACUACAAGGUCGCAUUUCUUCUACGGUCGACAAUUGAAGAAUAGUAUUCAGGUAGCAUGGGGGGAAUCAAGUAUGAUCAAAGCAGAGAAGUUGUUACUCGCUGCUGCUUUAGAGGAUCCAGCCAACCAAAGAUUUGUUCUCCUCUCUGACAGUUGUGUACCUCUUUACAACUUUAGCUACAUACACAAUUAUUUGAUGGAUUCUCCAAGGAGUUUAGUGGACAGCUUCCUUGAUGCAAACGAAGGCCGCUACAACCCGAAAAUGGCACCUGCUAUUCCAAAGAACAAAUGGCGAAAGGGAUCCCAGUGGAUAACUUUAAUUCGAAGUCAUGCUGAAGUUAUUGUGGACGAUGAAGUCAUAUUUCGCGUCUUUAGCAAAUUCUGUAAGCGGCGCCCUCCUCUGGAUGCAAGAUUGGGGGAGCUAAAUCGAAAACUUCAGAAGCAGCACGAUUGUAUUCCAGACGAGCACUACGUGCAGACAUUGCUUGCGAUGAUGGAGCUGGAAGGUGAUUUGGAACGUAGAACCUUAACCUAUACCUGGUGGAGCCAGUCUGCAGCAAAAAUGAACGAUAAGAGUUGGCAUCCUAUGACUUUCAGCUAUGCAAAUGCAGGACCCCAACAAAUAAAGGGAAUUAAGGACAUAAACCAUGUAAAUUAUGAAACUGAGGGUCGGACAGAAUGGUGCCAUAACAAUUCAGCAUCUGUUCCGUGCUUUUUAUUUGUCAAGAAGUUUUCUCGUGGAGCUGCCAUGCGCCUGUUGAGUGACGGAGUUUUUGGUCCCUUUGAGGCAUCUGUAUUACUGAGUGACCCCUUUCAUCCGCAUUAGUAUCUCUCCUCAUAUGGCACUCUGAUCAUCUGCUAACCUGAGUAGAAGAUAAACCUGGUUACCUGUUACACUCAUAUACUUAGUAUGGUUACCUGCUACACUCAUAUACUUAGUAUAAUUAGUCACACUACAUGGCAUUAUCGAGCACAGCUAGUAUAUAUACGUUUUGGAGAGCAGAAAGAUCAGCAGACAUUAGCAGGAGUCAAGAUCUGUUAUACUUUGGCCAAGAAUAGAUCGAUCAACAUAUCAAUCUGAUCUCAUUCUUUAUACAUCGAGUUAAUUUGAUUUCUGAUGUAAUUAUGACAAAUUUUGCUCUAAUAGUGGGAGAGCUUAUUCCA